AUGCCAGCAUUCUGGGAUCAUAUCAACGGCCAGUGCAACAGAAAUAUUGUUAUUGCCCUGAGGAUUGGCGCUGAUGCUUUGCAUAUUGCCACCGAUUUACUCGUCACUGGAGUAUUUCUGAGGAUCUUCAUGUGUCUACAGAUGGCUUUGCGCCCUAAACUUGAAGUCGUCGGCAUCUUUCUCUGUCGCACCAUUUCGCAUAUGGAGGCCGUCAAUAUAUUGAUGUUCGGUGCCAUCGCGAGAUCUGCGGACAGGGGAAACCUUGUAUUUGCCUCCCCCGGCCAGAUCUUGUCCGGCCAGCAGGCUUAG
Molecule: messenger RNA, 309 nt
Organism: Fusarium mangiferae
Lineage: Eukaryota; Fungi; Ascomycota; Sordariomycetes; Hypocreales; Nectriaceae
Exons: 3
Coding region: 1-309 (102 amino acids)
Source: RefSeq, a predicted model, not a curated record